Molecule: messenger RNA, 710 nt
Organism: Salvia splendens (bonfire salvia)
Lineage: Eukaryota; Viridiplantae; Streptophyta; Magnoliopsida; Lamiales; Lamiaceae
Product: Adenine nucleotide alpha hydrolases-like superfamily protein
Exons: 4
Coding region: 41-520 (159 amino acids)
Source: RefSeq, a predicted model, not a curated record
AAGAGAGAAAAAGAAAAGAAAAGAAAAGAAAAGAAAAGAAAUGGAGAAGAGCGGAAGAGGUAAGAAGAAGGUGAUGGUGGCGAUUGACGAGAGCGAGUUCAGCCUCUACGCCCUCGAAUGGACCCUCCAGAACCUUCUAGAAACUCUAGAAGAUUCGAAGCUCGUCAUCUUCACUGCUCAAUCCCUCUCCGAUUUCGGUUUUCUCUAUGCUUCAUCGUAUGGAGCCGCGCCUAUUGAAUUAGUUACUUCUUUGCAAGAAAACAAUAGGAAGAUUGCUGAAGCUUUGUUGGAGAAAGCAAAGGGCAUUUGUACUACAUAUGGGGUGAGUGGUGAGACCAUUACACAAGUUGGAGAACCUAAAGAAGUCAUAUGUGAAGCUGUGGAAAAGCUCAAUAUAGAUUUACUUGUUCUUGGCAGCCAUGGCCGCAGAGGUUUGCAGAGGGCUUUUCUUGGAAGUGUUAGUGACUAUUGUGUUCACAAUGCCAAAUGUCAUGUUCUAGUAGUCAAGAAAAAUGAGUGAGCCUCACAUUGCUACUACUAUUAGGAUGCUUGUAUUUACAUCUAGUGUUCCAAUAAAUCAAUAAUUUGUAUGUAUAUCAAGUGUAGUCAUUAUCUGGUGUUUGCUUUUCCUGCUUUUAUUUCGAAAUAAAUUCACUCUUGUUGCUUGUGACACCUUUAUGUUAUAGAGUGAUCAUAUAUAUAUCAGAGUA